Messenger RNA from Platichthys flesus (European flounder), 3060 nucleotides. RefSeq names its product inositol polyphosphate 5-phosphatase K (gene inpp5ja). Gene Ontology annotation, cellular component: ruffle; cytoplasm; plasma membrane. The transcript is spliced from 12 exons. Lineage: Eukaryota; Metazoa; Chordata; Actinopteri; Pleuronectiformes; Pleuronectidae. Gene Ontology annotation, molecular function: phosphatidylinositol-4,5-bisphosphate 5-phosphatase activity; phosphatidylinositol-3,4,5-trisphosphate 5-phosphatase activity. Gene Ontology annotation, biological process: negative regulation of peptidyl-serine phosphorylation; phosphatidylinositol dephosphorylation. The record is from RefSeq and is a predicted model, not a curated record. The coding region runs from base 1 to 2328 and encodes 775 amino acids.
AUGGAUCGCAUGCGGCACAAACAAAUCAGCACUGACCCAUGUGGGGUCGAAGUGCAGCCUGGACCCUGUCUGGUACUCGCAGCCAGUCCAGGUUUACCUCCACAGCUUGCAAUCCAGGAGCCAGCUCUCAUCAGCAAACCAAAGUCUGGACUGAGCCCCGUCCAGUCCCCGGUUCCACCCGUGAGAGUGACAGAACCGUCACAGGCCGGCCACACAAGCACUGGGUCCGCUCCGACGCUGACGAGCAUAAGCCGGCCGAGACCGACCGCCCUCGGGACUAAACCUGCUCCGAAGCCGAACAGGAUCUCAGCGGACCCCUCCAAGGAAAUAGAUUUGAUCCCCGUUUACAUCCCAGGACCUCAGAGUGCCAACGUCCUGCCGCAGACUGAGUCCUCCCUCCCGCUCCACAGUCCUCAGAGUCCUCAGUCUUACACCAGCCAGCCUUACCUGAGUCCCUCACCCAGCCCUCUCCCACCCGCCUGCCUCAGCCCCAAACCAGGCCCCGGUGGUCAGUCACAGAGGAGCCCCUCACCCGUGUGUCCAACACAGAGCCAAGUGCAGCCAGAGAAGCCGGCAGGAGAGAACAAUGACUUCAGGGUGUACAUCGUCACAUGGAACGUGGGCUCAGCUGUCCCGCCGGAUGACAUCACCUCCCUGUUCGGACCAAAUGUUUCAGAUGGGAGCGUCGACGUGUUUAUCAUCGGACUCCAGGAGGUGAACUCCAUGAUCAACAAGAGGCUGAAGGAUGCUCUGUUCUCGGACCAGUGGAGCGAGCUGUGCAUGGACACACUCAGCCCUUUCGGAUACGUUCUGGUGGCGUCCCAGCGAAUGCAGGGAGUGCUGCUGCUGGUUUUCUCUAAAUUCUGCCAUCUUCCGUUCCUCCGAGGCGUGCAGACGGAGAGCACACGCACAGGACUUGGGGGAUACUGGGGGAAUAAAGGGGGUGUCAGUGCGAGGAUGACGGUGUUCGGACACCCGUUGUGCUUCCUCAACUGUCACCUGCCGGCUCACAUGAGGAACCUGGAGCAGCGGAUGGAGGACUUUGAGAGCAUCCUGCAGCAGCAGCAGUUUGAAGGCGGCAAUGCCACUGGUGUGCUGGACCACGAUGUGGUGUUUUGGUUUGGAGAUCUAAAUUUCCGCAUCGAAGACUACGACAUCCAUGUGGUGAAAUGUGCCAUCGACAGCAACAAGCUGCCUCUUCUGUGGGAGCGGGAUCAGCUCAACAUGGCUAAAAACACAGAGCCCAUCCUGGAGGGCUUCAUAGAGGGGCCACUCAAUUUUGCCCCGACCUACAAGUUUGAUGUGGGCACUCAUACGUACGACACCAGUACAAAGAAGAGGAAACCUGCCUGGACGGAUCGCAUCCUCUGGCGCCUCCGACGCACCGGCUCCCCGGCCCCUUCCCACAAUGCAGCACUACAGCGGGGUCUGACCUCGUGGCUCGGUGGGGCAACCAAAGUGACGCAGCACACGUACCGAAGUCACGUGAGCUACACCAUCAGCGACCACAAGCCUGUUUCUGCCCUGUUCUCCCUGCAUUUCCCAUUCAAGGUGGCUGUGCCCCUGGUGGAGCUGCAGGUCAAUAAGGAGUGGUGUAAAGUCUCCGAUGCCACAGUCAAAUUCACAUAUGCAUCUACUUAUCAGCGCAGCUCGUGGGACUGGGUGGCAAUAUAUAAGGUCAGAUUCAGGCAUCACAAAGACUACCAGGCGUACGUGUGGGCCAAGGGAGAGCACAUAUCACAGGUGACGUUUUCAGAGGAAGAUUUGCCCAAAGACGAUUGUGAAUACCUCAUGGGCUACUACAGCAAUAAUAUGAACAGUAUCGUUGGAUUGUCAACACCCGUUCAGAUCAGGAUACCAGUCCACAGUCCCACCAUGCAUCGCUCCGACAGCUCUGAAGUCAGCUCAGAAGACGACAGCACCCUCGUCCUGCUGGUCCCAAGCUCCCGUAGCCCGAGUCCUAAAACAGGAAAAGCCCAUCAUCGCCACCGGCGCAGCCGCAGCCCGGCGGUCCCGACACUCUCCUCCAACCCCCUCCCCUCCUUACAGGGCCUCAGCCUCUGCCCUCGCUCCAAAGACGGACAGACGCCAAGCCGCUCACCCUGCUCCACUGCUAAGAAGGAACGGCUGGUGUCCCCCAACACUGUGCAGUCUCCGUCCAUCAGCCCGCUCAGUCCUCGCAGUCCUGUGUCUCCAGGUAGUGGAGUGACUGCACCGGAGGCCCUCAUCGCUGCCAUCUUAGGUGAACACAGACCAGCUCAGGUUAGCCCCACAGGGGACAGACACAUAGGGAAGGCCGGGGAAACGGACAUAAAGAUCAGUUACUGAAAGCAGGUACAGUCUGAUGUGAUUCCACACUGUCUCUGUGCUCGUAGAAGCAGCACAAGCAAUGACUCCUAACGUAGUUUGCAAACAUUCCACAUUGUAGCCCUGCAGCUCUGUCUCUGAAUCGACCAUCAUCUCUUACACUGUGUGUAUCUCGGACUGGAAGCUGAGCCCAGACGCCCCCAAGGACAACAAGUGCUUUUAUAGACUCAUAAGCUAAAUCAUACGUAAACAACAUGUUGAAUGUGAAACCAGAGUAGACCUGUGAUUGAUGUGAGCGGUUAUUAUCGACAGCAAUACGGAUCUUUGUAAACUGUCUCCUACCAUAAUGACUCCGGACCAGAAACACUGACGGUAUCAUGGUUCACCGUGGAGGGAGAGUGUGUGUGUGUUUGUGUGUCUGUGGGUUGUGUUAAAACAUAAAUUUGUGAAAUAUGCAUUUUGGACCAAAUGGUGGUUUAAACAUUUUACCUCUAUAGUUUUCGGUCUGUAUUCAUGAAAUGAACCUCUCGUGAAUAGUGGUAGAGCAUUUUACCAACGCAAUCAACCUGAAGUGUUCAUGUGACUAAGUGACUUCAACAAUAAUCCUGCUUCAAUGCUCUUAUUCUUAGCAGCUUUGUGGAUACAGCCCCUGUUCUAUAGAGCUCAGUGAGUGGAUCUUUAGACCAAUGUGGUUUGUUUGCUUCAAGGAAAACUGUUAUUUAUCUGUGCGAGUGUGCAAAUAAUAAUAAAAAA